CUUGCUCUGGUGUUUAAAUACAUUAUAUGUCGCUUUUAUUCAUAUUUUACAUUCGGGCUUUUCUAACAGCGAGUUAACUUUGAGCUACUUUAUCAUGAAAAGCAACAUGUCGCGUUGACAUAAAGCGAGAACAUCUCUUUAAACAGUUAUUAGAAAUUACUUUAAGCAGUAUAGUCAUUUGGUCAUUAUCAACAUGUCUUACUUGGAGUGGGCUGAGUGUCAGCUUGCAGAGAUUGAGCUGUUGACCAGCAUGUUCCCCACUCUGGAGGAGCUGGAGUUCAUAGACCAGCUGGCACUAGCUGAGCUCAGGGACUACGUGGAGGUGUCAGCCUCAGCAGACAGCCCUCCUCCCUCCAGACCUCAGUUUCUCAUCAAACACAAGCUGGACACUGAACACACGGGAAGGGCAGAUGUCAUUUUAUCCUGCGCCUAUCCAUCUGAAUAUCCCAGUGUGAUGCCAGAAAUAACUGUCCGGUGUGCUGGUCUCAGCCGGGCCCAGCAGACGCAGCUUCACGCAGAUCUCAAUGCAUACCUCAUGGAGAACUGCCAGGGGGAAGUAUGUGUGCUCUCUGCUGUGGACUGGGUGAAAGACAACCUGCAGGUCUUCAUUAAUAAGAGCUCAUCAGCAACACCGGCUCCCAAGAGAGAGUCUGCCUCUCCACGGCCACAGGAAGUGUUCAGUCGACUGUGGAUUUACAGUCACCACAUCUACAACAAAACCAAGAGGAAGAAUAUUUUGGAGUGGUCAAAGGAGCUGGGCUUGUCCGGAUUUAGCAUGCCUGGAAAGCCUGGUAUUGUGUGUGUGGAGGGUCUUCAAUCUGCCUGCGAGGAAUUCUGGUCCAGAGUGAAGGUUCUGACAUGGAAGAAGAUCAUGAUUCGACAUAGAGAGGAUAUUCCCCUUGAUCAUCAGGACGAGGACAGAGGGACUGUUCAAAGUAUAGACUCCCUGCGCAAAUUCACAGGCUUUGAAGAGGCAAUGUUUGACCCCCAUGGGAACAGGGGUAAUCACAUGGACCUUGGACUGCUCUACCAGUUCUUAAAUGAGAAAGGCUGUUGUGAUGUCUUUCAGAUAUAUUUUGGCAUCGAAGGCAGGUAGUAGUCAGACCUAGACAAUUAUCAUGUGCAGGUAUUUGAGUUGUGCCUUGACACUGAAGUAAUUUCUCCUAAAAUAAGUGUCAACUGAAAAAUGGAAAUGCAUUUACAGUUUUUUUUUGUUUGUUUGAUUUUUUGGAAAACAAAUGGAUUGUGAACACGCGGGCACAAGAACUUAAUAAACUGAAAUAAAUGAACCCCAUUUUUAGGGAUGUCACACUGUCGUUACAAUGCACCUGGGACAUCAUUGGAAUAAAAGGCAGAAGAAACUGUAAUUUGAAAAACAGAGUUUUUUGCAUUUACAGUAACAGGUAAUUGCCAUAUUUUUCAGACGAAUCAUUCAGAAGAUGUUCAUUGGAGAGUUUUCUCAAGGACCCCAGUUAUAUUUGCAAUUGUAAUGAUGCUGCAUGUGCUGCAGAUUACACCUUGCCCUAGGUGUUUCUUUCCUGUAGUGGUACCUCUGUGUAUUACUAUCAGACUAUUAUAGGGUUUUCAGAUCUGAUACCAUAUAAUAAUUGGACAACAUAGUCAACAAUAUGCUGCUUAUCUGUUUAUGAAAUCGUUUGAUUUUCUUUUUAUAAAUUAUAGAUAACAUGGCCAUGGAAAGUCUUUUUCUAAUUUUCUUUGAAUCCUUUGUUAGUUAAAUUGUGAAUUGUGGAUCACACUCCAGCAUUAACGCUUGUGGUUAUUCAUCAUGAAUUGUAUUUUUAGUCUCUUAAGACUGAGAUGGAAUAAUGAAAAUUUAAAACAUUCAUAUAGAUUUCUGUAUUGAUUUUGAACCUCAAGGGUUCUUAGAAAAUGUAAUUAUACUGUAUUAAAUAUAAGGUAUUGAUGUUGAUGUGAUGUUGAUGUGAUUUUCAGCAUGAUGUACCUCAUGUACACUGUUUGAAAGGCCAGUAUCAAUUUAUAGCAUUUUUGUUGCAUAUUACAAGAUAAUACGAUUGGGGGAAGUCAUACACUUUAUGCUUUCUAAUUCUGUAUAAUUACAGAAUCACCAGGAAGAUAUUCUCUUCAAAGGAAUUUGAACCUUUAGUGAGUAUUACACACUACAUUUUGUUAAAUAUUAACUGAAACUGAUAAAAACCACUAUAUUGUACUUUUUAUUACUGCCUUUUCAGAAGUACUUUGGUACUAGGGCUGUACUUGACAACCUGAGGCUGUCCUGCCUAGCUAAGAACGAUUAGGAUUAGGAUUAAUAGGAAAUCAAAAAAAUGCACAUCUGGAUGAACAAAAGUAAUGAGUAGUUACAUACAUUGAACUGGGUUUACUUGCAAAUAGUGUACAUUGCCCAGCAGAGGGCAGUAUUUUAUAACCAAAGUUGGAAAAUGUGGCAGCCUUUGAAUUUAUCUGAUUUUGGGAUGUUAACCUGUUCAAACCAAAUGGCAUAAAUAAUGUGCAUUCAAAGGACGUAUUAACCUGAAAUAAUGCUGAUAAUGAUUUGGUUCAAACAAUUUCAGCUGUCAUAACAACUGUCAUGUGUAAUAUAUGACUGUCAUAAAUAAA
Scomber scombrus (Atlantic mackerel) is the source of this 2595-nucleotide messenger RNA. RefSeq names its product RWD domain containing 2B (gene rwdd2b). Gene Ontology annotation, molecular function: protein binding. The record is from RefSeq and is a predicted model, not a curated record. The transcript is spliced from 4 exons. Lineage: Eukaryota; Metazoa; Chordata; Actinopteri; Scombriformes; Scombridae. Bases 194 to 1096 code for a protein of 300 amino acids.